AUGCCGGCGCAGCGACUGCAGGGCUGCCGCUCCCUUCACAUUAACGAAGACAAUGGGCGCUUUCUGCUGCUCGCUGUGCUCAUCAUCGUGUACCUGCUGUGUGGAGCUGCGGUGUUUUCCGCCAUCGAGAGGCCGUCUGAGAUGCGAGCACACCGGCGCUGGAACCGGACCCUCCUGAACUUUAGCGAUACGUUCAAUAUCAGCUUGCAGGAUCUGGGCGCCUUUCUGAGAGAGUACGAGGCUGCGAUUGCUGCUGGAGUUAGGGUCGAUGCUCUUCGACCCAGAUGGGAUUUUACAGGAGCCUUUUAUUUUGUUGGGACAGUGGUGUCUACUAUAGGAUUUGGGAUGACCACCCCUGUCACGGUAGCUGGAAAGGUGUUCUUGAUCUUCUAUGGUCUGUUGGGUUGUGCGGCCACCAUCCUGUUCUUCAACCUCUUUCUGGAGCGCAUCAUUACCCUGCUGGCUGUGGUGAUGAAGGCCGUGCGUCUGCGCCGUCUGCGGACCAGUGGUCUCCUCCCGCCGGGGAUCUGCCAGGACUUCGCGGCGAGUACGUUGCCCGGUUGGAAACCCUCUGUGUACCACGUGAUGCUCAUUCUGGGCUUAUCAGCCAUCGUGAUCUCCUGCUGCGCCUCGGCCAUGUACACUCCAGUUGAAGGCUGGGCGUAUUUGGACUCGCUGUAUUUUUGCUUCGUCACCUUCAGCACCAUUGGAUUCGGAGAUUGGGUGAGCAGCCAAAGCGCAGCGUACGGCUAUCAAGGACUUUACCGUUUGGCCAACUUCAUCUUCAUCUUGACUGGAGUAUGUUGCAUCUACUCGCUCUUCAAUGUCAUCUCCAUCGUCAUCAAGCAGGUCCUCAAUUGGAUGUUGGGGAAAAUGAGCUGCUUGUGCUGCCAGCGCUGCAACAAAUCCAACGCUUUCUUGGGACGCCGCAACGCCAUCAGGCCCGGCUCGCGCCUCAGACGCGGACGCUUCGGUCGGACGCCGGACUCAGAUGGACCUUGCGAUAGCGACACUGAAGGACGCAGGCUCUCGGGCGAGAUGAUCUCCAUGCGGGACUUGACGGGAUCCAAUAAAAUCUCGCUUGCCAUCAUGCAGAAACAGCUGUCAGAGUCAGCAAAUGGAUAUCCCAGAACGGUGUGUGGAAGCUCGCGGCAGAACGGCUUUUCUGGCGGCGUUGGUGCUUUGGGCAUCAUGAACAACCGAUUAGCAGAAACCAGUGAUUCUAGAUAG
This is a messenger RNA of Carassius carassius (crucian carp), 1230 nucleotides long. It is a transcript of the gene kcnk12, whose product is annotated as potassium channel, subfamily K, member 12. Gene Ontology annotation, molecular function: potassium ion leak channel activity. Gene Ontology annotation, biological process: stabilization of membrane potential; potassium ion transmembrane transport. NCBI's taxonomy places the organism in Eukaryota, Metazoa, Chordata, Actinopteri, Cypriniformes, Cyprinidae. The transcript is spliced from 2 exons. The record is from RefSeq and is a predicted model, not a curated record. Gene Ontology annotation, cellular component: membrane. The coding region runs from base 1 to 1230 and encodes 409 amino acids.